AGGCGGAGGCGGCAGUAGCAGCGGCUGAUGACGGUGAUGGUCAGCCGCGAAACAGUGGUGACUGCUGACUGGUGUACGAUCAAACGCAAUCUCGGUGUCGCGUACGGUGCCGUGCCGGUCGGUCGGUCGGUCUUGGGGGCGCAGCUUCGAUAAUAAUGCGCGUUAGGCACGUUACGCGACGACGAGGACGACGGUACGACGUGAGGGACCCGAGCAGCCAGCCGCGAGUGCAGCUGCAGCUACGCAAUUAUGUACGCGUACGGUUUCGAGAUCACGUAGUGGCUGCCGUGUAAUUAUGUUGUCAUCGACGCGCGGCGCGCCCUGUGUAGCUUCACGGUGAAAAUCUGGCGUGAGCGGUGCCGCGGUGGAACGGGGAACAUGGCGUCGGUCUCGGCUGAGACUCCAGCCAGCCAUGGGCACAGCUUCAGCAAGAAGACGUUUCACAAGCCGACGCACUGCCAUAGCUGCACCGACAAGCUGUGGAGCCUCAGGCAGGGGUACAUCUGCGAAGUUUGCAACUUCGUGGUGCACGACCGCUGUCUCAAGGCCGUCGUCUCUCCCUGCUCCAGCAUCACGGCAAGCCUCAUUAAGAACCCGGUUGCACACUGUUGGUCCGAACAGGCAUAUUGUAAAAGAAAAUUCUGCAACGUCUGUCGUAAACGGUUCGAUGAUAAUAUAUCCAUACACUGCGAAAUAUGCGAGUACUUCGUGCACACGGAGUGCCAGGAUUUCGCCGUGGCAGACUGCAAGGAGAACGCGACGUAUUUACCUGGGAAGGACUUGGCGCAGGUAAAACACACUCAUCACUGGCGAGAAGGCAAUCUUCCCAACAGUUCGAAAUGCGCUGUCUGCAAGAAAAAUUGUUUCUCUGCCGAGUGCCUUUCCGGGUUCCGUUGCGAGUGGUGCGGCAUGACGUUGCACUCUUACUGUUACAAAAAUAUCCCACAAGAAUGCACCUUUGGGAACUUGGAACCAAUCUACUUACCACCGCACGCAGUCAGCAUUCCACGUACGGAAGUUCCAAUGGAGGCCAUCAUCGGUGUACAAGUACGUCGAAAAGAAGUCCUGGCGCGUGAGUAUUCCUGCCAGAUGAUCAAGGUGUACGACGGCAACAAUUCCCUAAGAAGGCGGAUAUUUCGCGUGAUUACGGUGCCACGGCAAGCCACCACCGAACAGGUCCUGACGUCUGCUCUUCGUGCAUUUCACAUUACGAAAGAUCCUAGCAACUUUUACCUCACCGACCUGUAUGCUACGGAAGAGACCGAAUUAUGCGAUCCAACUCCGAUUCUAAACUUGAAUCGCAAAGAGGGCAAACGUCCGGCUGUCUUCUUACGAUUCAAAGAUACCGAAAGCGGAGAAGUGCGGGUCUAUCCAGGCAAACUACAGGUGUCAGAGUCAUUCUGUAUAGUACCUGUCACCGAAGCAACAACGGUUGCGGACUUAAUCGAGGAGGCGCUUCAGAAGUUUGGCCUGCAGAACUUCAAAUCAGAAGAUUACAGAUGCAGCGAGAUUCUUCUGGAUCGCGGUGUCUCGGAAAGAGUUUUGGCUCGUGAUGAAAAACCGUGGGAAAUCGUGAAACAGUUGGGCAAAGAUUCGAUCAGGCAAAUGGAGUUGAUGCGAUUCUACCUGCAGCUGAAGCAAGAUCCCCAUGGACCUAAUUUAGCUUUAUUCGUGGGUAACCUACCACCAAAUCUCUCCGAGAGGAGUUACGAAAACAUGUUGACCGAGUUCUUAGGCAAAGAAAAUAAAUUCUCGUUCAUUGGUCCAAUCUAUUACGAAUACGGCUCGAUGGUAAUAAUUUACGAGGACUCGAAUAAGGCAGUUAGGGCGUUGUACACGUUGCGAGAAUCAAAAUACGAGGACAAACAUCUUUUAGUUAUGCUAUUGCCGAGUAUCGAGCCAAGCAUGGUGCCCCAAGGUGUGCAACCUUUGCUGGUGUUUGUGAACGUGAAAUCUGGCGGUUGCCAGGGGCUUCAGUUGAUCUCCAGUUUUCGAAAACUUUUGAAUCCGUAUCAAGUGUUCGAUCUCGACAAUGGAGGUCCGCUUCCUGGACUGUACGUUUUCCGCCACAUAAAGAAUUACAAGAUCUUAGUUUGCGGCGGAGACGGGACAAUAGGAUGGGUGUUGCAAUGUUUGGACAACGUAGGACAGGAUAGCGAGUGUUCGUCACCUGCUUGCGCCAUUGUUCCCCUAGGAACAGGAAACGAUCUUGCACGUGUCCUGUGCUGGGGUUCCGGCUACACCGGUGACGAGGAUCCUUUGAAUUUACUCCAAGAUGUGAUAGACGCAGAGGAAUCUUUGUUGGACAGAUGGACAGUGGUAUUUCAUCCAGAGGAAAAAGAGGAUAAACAGUCAGCCACCAAUACAGCAGGAGCAGGCGGGACAAGCGAAGACAAUACGCAAAUAUUCGUAAUGAACAACUACUUUGGAAUUGGUCUCGACGCGGAUCUGUGUUUGGACUUCCACAACGCCAGGGAAGAGAAUCCGAACAAAUUCAAAAGCAGAUUGCACAACAAAGGUGUGUAUGUCUCGUUGGGUUUGCGAAGAAUAGUGAAACGACGACCCUGCAAGGAUUUGCAUAAAGAAAUUCGACUGGAAGUGGAUGGAAGACUCGUUGAGUUACCCGCAGUCGAAGGAAUUAUUAUUCUAAACAUUUUAAGUUGGGGUUCUGGGGCAAAUCCCUGGGGACCAGACACCAAGGAAGAUCAAUUUUAUACACCAAACCACGGGGAUGGAAUGGUAGAGGUAGUUGGUGUCACAGGUGUGGUCCAUCUAGGGCAAAUUCAAUCUGGUCUUCGCACAGCAAUGAGGAUAGCGCAGGGAGGGCACAUAAAAAUUCACUUGAACUCUGAUACACCUGUACAAGUAGACGGGGAACCCUGGGUGCAGAGUCCUGGGGAUAUCGUCGUACUAAAAUCGGCGCUGACGGCUACCAUGUUGAAGAAAAAUAAGAUCAAGCGUCGGAAUACCGAACCGUCGAUUCCACCCGCUAAUGGGGAGGGGGGCAAGAACACGGACGAGUGUAGCAACAAAAGCUAGGGCGCAAUAUUUCGUUGCGUCAAUGAUGAUAAAUAAUGAUAAUCGAUCGAUUUAGCCUGAAAAAAAAAAAGAAAAAGAAAAGAGAAAGUAUUCGAAUCGCUGCUCCGCCUAGGCUUCUCUGGUAUUGUACGUUUUCUUCUUUUCCCUGCAGCGACAAUACAAGAGAACUUUGGGUGCGAUCUUUAACCAGAGAAAAAGAUAAUAGAAAGAACGAUACACGUUACUCUACACACGUUAUAAUGUAAACUUCCUGUGUAGUAAAUGUCCAUUCGAUGUUUCCACCGCAUGUAGCUCUCUGUGCCAAUACUGUCGAUGUAUAUUUGUAUGAUUGGUGAAUAUUUGGACAGGUUUGAAAUUUUUCG
Molecule: messenger RNA, 3401 nt
Organism: Habropoda laboriosa
Lineage: Eukaryota; Metazoa; Arthropoda; Insecta; Hymenoptera; Apidae
Product: diacylglycerol kinase theta
Exons: 16
Coding region: 379-3039 (886 amino acids)
Biological process (GO): diacylglycerol metabolic process; intracellular signal transduction; lipid phosphorylation
Molecular function (GO): nucleic acid binding; ATP-dependent diacylglycerol kinase activity
Source: RefSeq, a predicted model, not a curated record